This is a messenger RNA of Acipenser ruthenus (sterlet), 3426 nucleotides long. RefSeq names its product serine/threonine-protein phosphatase 2A 55 kDa regulatory subunit B beta isoform-like. Gene Ontology annotation, molecular function: protein phosphatase regulator activity; protein binding. Gene Ontology annotation, biological process: peptidyl-serine dephosphorylation. Bases 643 to 1974 code for a protein of 443 amino acids. Lineage: Eukaryota; Metazoa; Chordata; Actinopteri; Acipenseriformes; Acipenseridae. Gene Ontology annotation, cellular component: cytosol; protein phosphatase type 2A complex. The transcript is spliced from 9 exons. The record is from RefSeq and is a predicted model, not a curated record.
GUUGAUGCUGACGCAGUUUGACAAUGCCAAGUUGAAUGGGAGGAGCCUUUCCUAAUGCAGCAUACGGCUCAAGCUGCAGAAGCAGUCUCCUGCAGCACUCUGCUGUGCGAGAAACCUACGACGUCGAGCGAGCAAGGAAGGAAGAUAAGCAGUAAGGUGCUUCUGACUGAAUGACGCAUAAUUCUGGCCCAUGCUGCUGCAAACUACAGAACAUCCUAACACCCAAAUCCUCACCUCCGCAUACCUUGCUGUGUUAGUAGGGCAAAUAUACCGUUAUUUAUUUACUUAUUAAUAUUUGUUCCGAUAAAAAGCACCUCCUUUGAUAUCGGAGUAUUAAUUGCUGCUUCUUUUAUUUAUUUAUAUUUCAACAUAAGAAAAAAAAAAAAAACCUGGUGUACAGCACACACCCGUUUAAUAUUUAUAGUGUUUUAAGAGGCGGCUGCUGCACCUGCAUUGAUUGCCGCUUCGCAUCCCCGGGAGGAAGGAGAGACUCUCAGCACGAAUAUAAUUUAUAUUUGUUGAAGGGUUGAACCAUGCCGUGCAGCCUGUGGCUCUCUCUAUCCCUUUGCUGAGGCGCCGGUUUUGGCAUCAUGGAUACUUGUCUGUUCGCUUUACUAGGAUCCCAAAGUAACCGUAUUGUAAAUGGAGGAAGACAUUGACACCCGCAAAAUCAACAACAGUUUUCUUCGCGACCACAGCUAUGCAACGGAAGCUGACAUAAUCUCCACUGUCGAAUUCAACCACACAGGAGAGUUGCUCGCGACAGGGGACAAGGGAGGGCGGGUGGUAAUAUUCCAGCGAGAGCAGGAGAGUAAAAACCAGCCUCACAGAAGAGGGGAGUACAAUGUCUACAGUACCUUUCAGAGCCAUGAGCCAGAGUUCGAUUACCUGAAAAGCUUGGAGAUCGAGGAAAAGAUCAACAAAAUCAGAUGGCUUCCUCAGCAGAACGCUGCAUACUUCCUGCUGUCCACAAACGAUAAAACAGUCAAACUCUGGAAGAUCAGUGAAAGAGAUAAAAGACCGGAAGGUUAUAAUCUCAAGGAUGACGAUGGCAGAAUUCGAGAUCCUUCCACAAUCACAACACUACGGGUACCUGUACUGCAGCCCAUGGACCUCAUGGUUGAAGCCACGCCCAGGAGAGUAUUUGCCAACGCACACACAUAUCACAUCAACUCCAUAUCCGUCAACAGCGACUACGCGACCUACAUGUCCGCAGAUGACUUGAGGAUCAAUCUCUGGAAUCUGGAAAUAACUAACAGGAGCUUUAAUAUUGUCGAUAUCAAGCCUGCCAACAUGGAGGAGCUGACAGAGGUGAUCACAGCCGCAGAGUUCCACCCCAACCAGUGCAACACCUUCGUCUACAGCAGCAGCAAGGGCACCAUCCGGCUGUGCGACAUGAGAGCGAUGGCGCUGUGCGACAAGCACGCCAAAUUCUUUGAAGAACCAGAGGACCCCAGUAAUAGAUCCUUUUUCUCUGAAAUAAUCUCUUCGAUUUCCGACGUCAAGUUCAGUCACAGCGGGAGGUACAUGAUGACCCGGGAUUACCUCACAGUCAAGGUCUGGGACCUAAACAUGGAGAACAGACCUAUAGAGACAUACCAGGUGCAUGAUUAUCUAAGGAGCAAGCUGUGUUCACUCUAUGAAAACGACUGCAUAUUUGAUAAAUUCGAAUGUGUCUGGAAUGGAUCUGACAGCGUUAUAAUGACCGGCUCCUAUAACAAUUUCUUCCGAAUGUUUGAUCGCAAUACCAAACGGGACGUGACUCUGGAGGCUUCGAGAGAGAACAGCAAGCCGAGAGCCAUCCUGAAACCUCGCAAAGUGUGUGUGGGAGGGAAGAGAAGGAAGGACGAGAUCAGCGUGGACAGCCUGGACUUCAGCAAGAAGAUCCUGCACACCGCGUGGCACCCUUCAGAGAACAUUAUAGCCGUGGCCGCCACUAACAACCUCUAUAUAUUCCAGGACAAAGUGAACUAGGAUUCUUCUGUACUCCAUCAGUACCAACUCUAGUGGCUAAUUAGUAAAUAUUGGAUCUUUUUUUUUUUUUUUUUAAUCUUGUCACUUUUUUUUGCGUUAUAGUCUGGAAUUAAUAAAACAUUGGGGGUGAUCAUUGUAAUACAGGGGGACUUGUGUUUUAGAAAAUAAAAUCAAUAAAAACAACCUCAGUGCCACAAAUCCAACACUCCUGUUUUGAUGAUACUAGGUGCUGCUGGUCUGUUGAUAGAAAACUGGAAUUUUUCUUUUCUCUGCACAACCACCCCUAUUUAUUUUCACACACCGGCAAAAGUUUUUUUUUUUUUGUUUUUUUUUUUAAGUCUGUUUUCCAAUUUGCCGCAGAAGGAAACUUUUAAAUGCUAUGUUUGAAACCUAAGAAUUGCAAAAAUGAUCUAUUCUUUACUGUUUUUUUUUAUUUUUAUUUGUUCUGUCUUCAUAGUGCAAUCUGUACAGAUAAUUUAGUUAGACUAUUGUUUGCGUGAUCGUUCGGAGCUGAACAGGUCGUGUAAAAUCCCACUGAUGCGUCAUGCAAAUGGUACAGCUUCUCACGAAAGGAAGUUGUGAUCCGAGCUGUCUGAACCCAAGCCAAUGGGAGCGUUUCGCUGUGUUAUCGCAUCUCUCAACCCCGCUUCCUCAUCUCAGUUUGGCUGGACUUGUAUGGUACUUUUGAACGGACACUGCAAGGAGGGACUUCCAUUGAGCAGUUUGGUUUCUUUUGUAGAAGCUGUGGUGCCUUUUUGUGGAGCACAGAUUGCUGAGCUUGUGAGCUAGUGGGUCUGUUCUGAACCAACCUGCCUUUUUAGCUGCGAUCGACAUCACUAAGCUUACAUGGCUUGUCCAGAUGGGGAGGGAGGUCUGUGAAGCCUCAACUGUUAUACACCCCUUAGAAUGGCUGCUGAUUUUGAAAUCCAGCUCAUUUUAUACUUGCAAGAAACCAAUGCAAUUUUAUAAAUGCAAAAAGAAAAACUAGAGUCCCAGUGCCUCAUGUGAAGCAUGUUAUAAAAUGCAGAUUUGUGUGAUAACUGAUAACAAUGUUAUAUAGCUGUGGGGUAAUGGAAGAAGCAUUACAGUAUCCUUUCCAUUGGUAAGUAACUUCUGUCCAGACAAGCAGUAUUUGAAGGCAAUGUCAUGACUUCAAAAUCAGCAGCAAUUUCAGCAUCACACUAAUUAAAAGGUGUUUUUUAAAAAAAAAAAAAAUCCCUUUCACAUUGCUAUCUAAAUCUUUUAUUCAUCUGUACAUUUAAUUUGUGUUUGUUUGUAAAAAUGUGUUUUAGUUUAUUUAAGUCAUUGGUAUUAUUAUAAAUUAGUUCUAUUUAAUGUUUUUUAUGCUGCUAAUUUCUUGUAUUUUGCUACAACCAGUGUUUGAACCUGUAAUAGCUGCUUCUGGAAAAUUAAUGUCAAAAAGGUUAUACAUAAAAAAAAAAAAAAACCUUU